This is a messenger RNA of Candida tropicalis MYA-3404, 882 nucleotides long. It is a transcript of the gene CDC28, whose product is annotated as cyclin-dependent serine/threonine-protein kinase. The transcript has a single exon. Gene Ontology annotation, biological process: regulation of gene expression; regulation of G2/M transition of mitotic cell cycle; signal transduction. The coding region runs from base 1 to 882 and encodes 293 amino acids. NCBI's taxonomy places the organism in Eukaryota, Fungi, Ascomycota, Pichiomycetes, Serinales, Debaryomycetaceae. The record is from RefSeq and is a predicted model, not a curated record. Gene Ontology annotation, cellular component: nucleus; cyclin-dependent protein kinase holoenzyme complex; cytoplasm. Gene Ontology annotation, molecular function: cyclin-dependent protein serine/threonine kinase activity; cyclin binding; ATP binding.
AUGGUUGAAUUAUCUGAUUUUCAACGUCAGGAAAAAGUAGGAGAAGGUACAUAUGGGGUUGUUUAUAAAGCAUUAGAUACAAAACAUAACAAUAGAGUAGUUGCAUUGAAAAAAAUUAGAUUAGAAUCAGAAGAUGAAGGAGUACCAAGUACAGCAAUUCGAGAAAUAUCAUUAUUAAAAGAAAUGAAAGAUGAUAAUAUUGUUCGAUUAUAUGAUAUUAUUCAUUCUGAUUCUCAUAAAUUAUACCUUGUUUUUGAAUUUUUAGAUUUAGAUUUAAAAAAAUAUAUGGAAAGUAUUCCUGCUGGAGUUGGAUUAGGUUCAGAUAUGAUUAAAAAAUUUAUGAAUCAAUUAAUUAAAGGUAUUAAACAUUGUCAUUCUCAUAGAGUUUUACAUCGUGAUUUAAAACCACAAAAUUUAUUAAUUGAUAAAGAAGGUAAUUUAAAACUAGCUGAUUUUGGUUUAGCUAGAGCAUUUGGAGUUCCAUUACGUGCAUAUACUCAUGAAGUUGUUACAUUAUGGUAUAGAGCUCCAGAAAUUUUACUUGGUGGUAAACAAUAUUCAACUGGUGUUGAUAUGUGGUCAGUUGGUUGUAUAUUUGCUGAAAUGUGUAAUAGAAAACCAAUUUUUCCCGGUGAUAGUGAAAUUGAUGAAAUUUUUAGAAUUUUUAGAGUACUUGGUACUCCUAAUGAAACUACUUGGCCUGAUAUCCAAUAUCUUCCUGAUUUUAAAGAAAGUUUCCCUAAAUGGAAACCAAGAGAUUUACAAGAAGUUGUUCCUUCUUUAGAUGCUAAUGGUAUUGAUUUGCUUCAAAACUUUUUGAUUUAUGAUCCAAGUAAAAGAAUCAGUGCUAAGAAAGCAUUAUGCCAUCCAUACUUUAACUAG